Eufriesea mexicana is the source of this 1731-nucleotide messenger RNA. RefSeq names its product regulatory particle non-ATPase 6 (gene Rpn6). Bases 421 to 1692 code for a protein of 423 amino acids. The transcript is spliced from 5 exons. The record is from RefSeq and is a predicted model, not a curated record. NCBI's taxonomy places the organism in Eukaryota, Metazoa, Arthropoda, Insecta, Hymenoptera, Apidae.
CUUCUUUUUCCUUGCUUCUUAUAGUUUCUAUCCCUCUCGGUUACUUAUUCGUGAUGAAAUUGGUUAAAAAAGAAAAAUACAAAUUUCAAAUGCAACAAAGAAAAUGUUAAUACUCAAGCUUUAAUCACAGAAAUGUAAUCAUAUGUAUUAGAAAUUGAUAGUAAUAAUAUGCACAGAAGGAUCUUCACCAAUCUUAAAGUUACGAAGUUGAUUUACGUAGUAGCGUGACAUGUGUUUUGUGGUUCCGAGGUUGAGGCGGAUUGCGAAUAGUGACAAACAGAAAACGUUUUUAAAAUUUGUGUGGCGGUGCACAUAGAUAUUUCAUCGUUUACUCAAACAUAUAAUAUUAUUCAUUUCGAAGAGGAAAUAAAGGUUAUCCAAUUUCGUUUUCAUCCUUACAAGACGGUGAAAAUUUCUUAAAUGGCCGGUGCAAUGUUAUUCGAGCGUGCACAAGCAGUCUCAAUGACGAAUCGUAGCGAAGGUAUUUCGCUUUUAAAUGAAAUCGUUUCCGAUCCAAGUAUCGGUAUCACGGAGGAUGAUGAAGAUAACAUUCGCGUCAAGGAACAAGGUAUUUUACAUCUUGGUGAACUCUACAAGAAAGAAGGCAAGGCGAAAGAGUUGGCAGAAUUGAUUAAGGCUACCAGACCAUUUCUUAGCUUGAUUAGCAAAGCAAAAGCUGCCAAGCUUGUGCGAUCAUUAGUAGAUUUUUUCUUGGAUUUAGAAGCUGGCAUUGGAAUCGAGGUCCAAUUAUGCAAAGAAUGUAUAGAAUGGGCAAAAGAAGAACGUAGAACAUUUUUAAGGCAAUCAUUAGAAGCACGUUUAAUAGCAUUAUAUUUUGAUACCGGUAUGUACAGUGAAGCAUUACAAUUAGGAUCAGCUUUACUUAAAGAGCUUAAAAAGCUGGAUGACAAACAACUCUUGGUUGAGGUACAAUUAUUGGAAAGUAAAACUUACCAUGCAUUAAGUAAUUUAGCAAAAGCAAGAGCAGCUCUUACCAGUGCUAGAACAACUGCUAAUGCAAUUUAUUGUCCACCUAAAAUGCAAGCUGCUUUAGAUUUGCAAUCAGGGAUUUUACAUGCUGCAGAUGAACGAGAUUUCAAAACUGCAUAUUCCUAUUUUUAUGAAGCAUUUGAAGGAUAUGACAGUGUAGAAAGCCCAAAGGCUUUAACAGCUUUGAAGUAUAUGUUGCUUUCAAAAAUUAUGUUACGUACACCCGAAGAUGUUCAAUCAAUUAUGUCAGGAAAAUUAACUGUUAAAUAUGCAGGAAGGGAUUUGGAUGCAAUGCGAGCGGUUGCAGAAGCAAGUCAUCGUCGGUCAUUAGCUGAUUUUCAAACAGCUGUAGAAAAAUAUCGCUUAGAAUUAGAAGACGAUGUAAUUGUACGUGCUCAUCUUGGCUCCCUUUAUGAUGCAAUGCUUGAACAGAAUUUAUGUCGUCUAGUCGAACCUUAUUCCCGUGUACAGGUUAGUCAUAUCGCGACCUGUAUAUCACUGCCACUUACUCAAGUGGAGAAGAAACUCUCACAAAUGAUAUUGGAUAAGAAGCUAAGAGGUGUUCUCGAUCAGGGUGAAGGUGUUUUAAUUGUGUUUGAAGAUACUCCACGUGAUAAAACUUACGAAAUUGCAUUAGAUACUAUACACAGCAUGGGAAAGGUCGUCGAUACACUUUACCAAAAAGCAAAGAAACUCACUUAGCCUUAUUUAAUAUAUGUUUCUAAAUAACAAAGUUUAUUG